CCCCAAGCGAGCGAGAUGGCCGGGAGGAAGGGCGGCGAGAGGAAGAAGGCGGUGACCCGGUCCGCGAAGGCCGGGCUCCAGUUCCCCGUCGGCCGCAUCGGGCGGUUCCUCAAGAAGGGCCGCUACGCGCAGCGCGUCGGCUCCGGCGCCCCCGUCUACCUCGCCGCCGUCCUCGAGUACCUCGCCGCCGAGGUGCUGGAGCUGGCCGGCAACGCGGCCAAGGACAACAAGAAGAGCCGCGUCGUGCAGCGCCACCUGCUGCUGGCCGUCCGCAACGACCAGGAGCUCGGCAGGCUGCUGGCCGGCGUCACCAUCGCGCACGGCGGCGUGGUCCCCAACAUCAACCCCGUGCUGCUCCCCAACAAGUCCGCCGCCGAGAAGGAGGCCGCCAAGUCGCCCAAGAAGAAGGCCGCCGCCGCCGCCAAGUCCCCCAGGAAGAAGGCCGCCGCCACCAAGGAGUAGCCGCACCCACCACCAUGGUGUUGCCUAGUUCCAUGUCUGUUGGCUAGAUGGAUCUUGUAUGUAGCGCCCUUUCAUGUUGGGACUCGAUGAGCAAGGCCGGCAUUGUUGUCUGUGAUUUACCAUGUGGGAAUGGCUAAAGAUCCAAUCAUGUCGAUGUUAGUUCUCCUCUGAAUCUAUGGCUGAAAUCAAUCUUCUGGAUCUUUGUCGA
This is a messenger RNA of Hordeum vulgare subsp. vulgare (domesticated barley), 670 nucleotides long. Its product is annotated as protein H2A.6-like. The record is from RefSeq and is a predicted model, not a curated record. Gene Ontology annotation, cellular component: nucleosome. Gene Ontology annotation, molecular function: DNA binding; protein heterodimerization activity; structural constituent of chromatin. Lineage: Eukaryota; Viridiplantae; Streptophyta; Magnoliopsida; Poales; Poaceae. The transcript has 2 exons. The coding region runs from base 16 to 462 and encodes 148 amino acids.